Molecule: messenger RNA, 3159 nt
Organism: Alligator sinensis (Chinese alligator)
Lineage: Eukaryota; Metazoa; Chordata; Crocodylia; Alligatoridae
Product: lysophosphatidic acid receptor 6-like
Exons: 5
Coding region: 2062-3126 (354 amino acids)
Biological process (GO): G protein-coupled receptor signaling pathway
Cellular component (GO): membrane
Molecular function (GO): oxysterol binding; G protein-coupled receptor activity
Source: RefSeq, a predicted model, not a curated record
GUCAGAUGGGACAAGAUGGCCUCAGCUGGUGGGUAAGUUUAUUCCUAUCAUCUACCUCCCUCCCUGGAUUUAUGAUGCUGCGUCACACAAAAUAAAGCCAAGUGGCAUCAGAAAUGCCAUCCACCUCCAUAAGAAAAGGCCUUAAAUUUGCAGCCCUUUUCAUAAACAAGAUACAAAACUCCUGCCUCUCAUCCUCUGCCAAUGCCCCUCAACUUGUAGUUUGACUAAAACCCUGUUCUCAACCAUUUAUAGACUUGCUGGCAUGCCUGCAGUGCGAACCACCGGACUUGCACUAGGCCAGAGGGUCUGGAGCGAGUCGGUCAUUGCGCUGCCUCAGACUGCGGCAAGAGGUUGCGUCCUUAAAAGCAGAAACACGUAACUGCAGUGGCUGAUGGAUUUGUUUUUAACAGGAAAGUGUGAUCUUGUUGUUAUAAGAUGUGCUAAGUGGAAAGCUCCUAAAUCAGAAUCAGUUUUCAAGCUGUAGUAAGUGUUAGAAAGUUGCCGACCAGCUUACAUAGACCCCAUUUUUGUUGCUCUCUUAAUUUUUGAUAUUUGGAUGCGAUUUCUACAAAAGAGAAUUUUAGGAUGCUGGGACUUGCCUUCCUGGUGGCUUUCAAAGCAUCUCUGAAACUUGUCCCAUUACCAAGUGUGUAAAAAAAAUCAAGUCGGUCAUCCUUGGAGUUGGAAAAAUGUUUCCACUGACUUGUGAUUCAGGGAAACACUUGCCCCACCAUGAGUUUCCCUAGAUCAAAAGGCUGAUGGAAACAUCAUCACUCCAAUGCAUCCUUUCCUCUCCCUGAGAGUUUUGAAAACAAAAAAAAUUGGCUCCCUGAGGACAGCAAAAUGAUUUUUACCAUUGAGGCAAAGUGCAAGAAGUAAAAUUAAAGUGGACAAUAAUAAACCGUGCCAAAGGAACUGGAUUCGUACAGAACUGAACUCCCAGUCCUGCACUUGGCCUUGUUAGCUGUCAGGGUAAUAGGCUAAAUAAAUGGUUUGGGUUGUUUAUGAUGAUGAAGGUGGCAGUACAUGGGAGAACUGGGUUUUAGUCCUACUUGUGCAGCACCGUGAGGGUUACUUUACCUCUCUGUUCCCUUGUGCGUAACGCUAAGACUUCAGUAAUCUAUUUUAUCUGCCUCCUGGAACUAUUGUGGAGUUGUUUAAAAAAUACUGGCCGACCCAGGCAGGGAACGUUCUGUGCAAGUUUCUUCCUCCCCUCCUCCUCACUUGGCUGUAUUUGAGCUAAAGGAGGUUGACAUUUGGGGAGUGGAAAUUUCUCAGCACAGUUACUCUUGUUUGGGGAACGUGAGCAACCAGAAGCCCAAAUGCUUCCUUCUCAGAAGCCUGGAGGCUGAGACAGGCUGCCGUCGUCUUUCAACACGGGAGGCUUUGAUUCACACCCGGCAUAGAUGGUAGGCUGAAGCGGCCACACCAAACUGGACUCGCCCCAGACAAAUGGAGAGAACCAACUGAAAACAGAGAGGCUGGAUAUACCGGGCAAAUAAAUGUGUUAGGGCCCGUGUGUGCAGGGACACCCAAGAAGGCACCGUUGAAGGCAUGACAUUGGCACACAGGAGUAAAGGUUCAUCACAUCCAGAAGUAUGAAGUGUAACUGGUUUAUUGACCAGAGGUGCCUGAUCUAAACAGAGCACCAUGUGAUUUAGUCCUAACCAGAGCCAAGACACUGCUUGCUGCUGCAGGGUUUCCCUAAGACUUCGCCUACUUCCCAGCUGCCAGAGAAGAACAGGCAAGGGGGUGUAUACAUCUCUUCCAUCAUCUGGGCAAGCGAUGCAGGAGCUGUCAAUGGCACCGUAAGAACUGCUGUACAUGGAAUCGCUGUUAGCAAAGCCCUGCUAAGGUUUACCACGCAGAUGAGCCUGCACUGCAAAAUGUACUAAAAUUACCUGGCCACAGAGCUUCACGCAACUCUUGUUCUGACCACAGGACAUCAAGCUCUUGCUGCUGUGGAGUUUACCUAAAAGGAGAAAGACCUAUCCACUCCUUUCCAAGGAUGCUUAUCACAUAGGCAGUACCCUCAAAGUGCUCUUUUCUGCAGCUAAAGGCAUGGCAAACCUUCCCUGGACCAUGGCAGAGGGGCUCUCCAAUGAGACAGUCCAUGCCAGCUUGGAGGUAAGCUUCCAGUACCCCCUCUUCACUGUCAUCUACAGCCUUGUCUUUGUGCUGGGACUGAUAGAGAACAUCUUUGUCCUGUACCUGUUAGCCUCCAAGGUCACCCACACCUCUCAUUCCUACAUAUACAUAAUGAACCUGGCUAUAGUAGAUACCUUGUUUGUUUGCAUUUUGCCCUUUAAAAUCCAUUACCAUCGAAACCAGAACCACUGGAUCUUUGGUGACCUGGCUUGCAGAAUCACUGGCACCUUCUAUUACAUCAACAUCUACCUAAGCAUUGCCUUCUUCACCUGCAUUUCUAUUGAUCGGUACAUAGCCGUGCUGCACCCCUUCACGUACAUCAAGAUCAAAGGCACCCACUACACACUAGUAGUCGUUGCCCUCUGGUUGGCUGCCGUAAGCAUUGCCGUCUCGCUGAUGCUCGAGGGGCCUCUUCACAACAUCAACACAGGGAACAGGACAGCCUGUUUUGAGAACUUCCCAGUGACCAGCUGGACCCAUCGCAUGGUGCCCUACAACAUUCUUGCCUUGGUGUUCGGCUUCGUCAUUCCCUUUGCUGUCAUCCUGAUCAGCUACCCUCUUAUUGCCAAGCGCAUCUCCCACAUCAGGCACAACAUGUUCAAGAAGAAGGCCUUGAGGACUAUCUACUUGAUCCUGUUUAUCUGCACCAUGUGCUUCCUUCCUUACCACCUCACCCACCUCUUCCACUUCCUGGCUAGGGCUGAGCUCAUCAAAAAUCCCCAGUUUACCAACUUCAUCUACAAAAUGCGCCGGGUUACAUUAGCCUUGGUUAGUUUUAACUGCUGCCUGAACCCCAUCCUGUACUACUUCAUGUCUGCCAGCAAGCAGUGGCACUGUCACAUCCGGCUUCGAUCCCGGCCCAAGCAGGUUUAUACCAUCUGUGACAGAAAAUUGAGUAACGAUUCCUGCUUUUACCAAAGCAAGUCAGAGCCAAAACUUGAAAGCAAAAACACAAGGAUGAAACACUGGUUUAUGUAAAACAAGGUAAAUCAAUCAUUCACCUCUAACUUU